GAACACGUGACGGGAUUCGCUGUCGUCAAUUGCCGCACUAUGAUUGGAUAAGCUGUGCCACUUCCGGCUGGAAGAAGAGCAGGGAAUAAUAAACAGCAAUGGGGGAAAUCUUCGGCUCCAGUAACAGAUUUACUUCUUAUUCUAUGACACAGUUAAACGAACUGCUGGAGGACGAUGACAAGCUUAAUGACAUUGUUAAAGAAACGGACGAGGUACAGGCGAUGCAACAGACUAAAGAGAUGACCCUUGCCAGUAACCGCAGUCUUGCAGAGCAGAACCUCAGCCUUCAGCCUAAUCUGGACCAACAAAAGUUGCAGCUAACCAAGUGCUACUGCUAUUUACAAGAGCUCUAUGAGUCCUACCAGCUUCGCAAGUCCACUCUAGAUCACAAUUCAGGGAAAAGCUCAUUGGACACAUUGUUAGCCUUGCUGCAAGCUGAAGGAGCCAAGAUUGAAGAAGAAACCGAGAACAUGGCUGAUUCAUUCCUUGAUGGAGACUUGUCUUUGGAUGCAUUCAUCGAAUCCUAUCAGAGCAAGAGAAUACUGGCUCAUCUGCGGCGUGUGAAAAUUGAAAAGCUGCAGGAGAUUGUGCUCAAAUGCCUUCGGAUGCAACCUACGCCUGGUAAUGAGCAUGUGAAGCCUCAGAUCUCCAAUUCCUCCGCACCCUUCCACAGCCAAACUAAUGGCUCAGCAGUGCCUGUGAUGGCACCACCAGUGGCGUCAGUCCAUCCCACAGCUUUACCAUACCCAGCAACUUCCAACCUUCCUGUCCAAAUUCCCAUUAUGGUGCCAUCCUACUCAAGUCCAGCAAUGCAAGAGUACACAUCAGCACUUCCGCAGAGGCCUGGACCAAGUCUUGCCCCAAGAGCUGGCUUUAUCAUGCAGUGAUGUAAUGUUGUUGUUUUGAAGGGUGUAACAUGGACAUUUAAAGGAUUUUAUUCAAGCACUUUGCUCUUAUACAGGUUUGUCUAUCCUCAAAUGUGGUAACAAGUGGUUUACUAUGAACAGUCUUUAUUUGACUUUUAAUUGUAGUCGAGUAUGUUUUACCGAGGUAAAUUGCAGAAGGGACUUAGUUAUGUAUCUAUUAAAUGGAUGCAAGCCUCUGAUGAAAAUGGCACAUCUUAAACUUAUACAGCUUAAAUGCAUUAAAUAAAAGCAAUGCUUUUGCUACACAAACAAAUAUAUAAAUUUCUCUAUGUAUUAUACAGUAUGUAUCCAUAAAAAAUAAUUCGAAUUAAUUAGAAUGAAAGCAUUAAAUUCACAUUUAAAAAUGGAAGAAAA
Molecule: messenger RNA, 1280 nt
Organism: Trichomycterus rosablanca
Lineage: Eukaryota; Metazoa; Chordata; Actinopteri; Siluriformes; Trichomycteridae
Gene: vps37bb
Product: VPS37B subunit of ESCRT-I b
Exons: 4
Coding region: 99-887 (262 amino acids)
Biological process (GO): ubiquitin-dependent protein catabolic process via the multivesicular body sorting pathway; protein targeting to membrane; protein targeting to vacuole
Cellular component (GO): ESCRT I complex
Source: RefSeq, a predicted model, not a curated record